AUGUAUAAUGCAAUUGAUGGGGUAGGAAGAGGGGGAAGUUAUUUGUAUGAGAGCGAUGGGGUGGUGAUGACAAGAGACCCAAAGCCAAGAUUGAUGUGGACUGCUGAAUUACGUCAACAAUUUGUUGAUGCUGUCACUAAGCUUGGUGGUCUUGAUAGUCAGGACUCUCUUUUAUUUUUUUUUGCUAGCAGUGGGUAUGUUCACCUUGCACGCCAAGUGUUUGAUGAUAUUACGCAUAAGGAUGUGCUUUCUUAUACUGCUUUGAUUGAUGGGUAUGCCCGGAACGCUCUGCCAAUUAGAGCUUUGAAACUUUUCCUGGAGAUGAGACGAGCACAAGUUAAGGUAGAUGAAGUGGUUCUUGUAGCAGCUCUUUCUCCUGCUGGAACGUUAAGAUGUGUUUGGUUUGGGAAGUAUCUUCAUGGUUUCUAUGUCAAGCCAGGGAGGGUUUCUAGGGAUGUUUACAUUGGUAGUGUUCUUGUUGAUAUGUAUGCUAAAUGUGGAUUUUAG
Molecule: messenger RNA, 507 nt
Organism: Solanum tuberosum (potato)
Lineage: Eukaryota; Viridiplantae; Streptophyta; Magnoliopsida; Solanales; Solanaceae
Product: pentatricopeptide repeat-containing protein At1g50270-like
Exons: 2
Coding region: 1-507 (168 amino acids)
Biological process (GO): RNA modification
Molecular function (GO): RNA binding; protein binding
Source: RefSeq, a predicted model, not a curated record